CCAGUCUCUGAUUUGACUUCAACGAGGCUUUGCACACAGCAUGAGCGGGACAGCAUCCAAGCAUCUCAGCGGAUCAGCUGGUUUUUUUUCGUUUUUUUAAAUGGAAUUUACACUUUACCUUCUUUAAUUCUCAAUUCAUCAUUAAUACGCGGAAGGCUGUGGACUAUACCAAUCUCAUCUGUUACUUAUUUCCAGUCCUGACACAAUUGACAUCUUACUCCGCGCUGGCAGCAACACAAGGAAGCAGAUUUGAGGAAGAAUAUCGGUACUUUUAAAGAAGACAGCUCCCUCCUCGUUCCUGUUAUUCUUGACCUGCUCUUAACGAUUGAUUCAGGGGUCCGUCCUCCUGACACGACAUCCUGUUCAACAAAGCAAUGAAUGAAGAGCACUGCUUGAGCCGCUGCCAGUGAGGUGUCCAGAGAUCACAAUGUGUCGGUCCGUCCACCUGGCUGGGAAGGAACAAUUUGGACAAUUGUAAUUAAAAAAAUAUAUUAAAUUAAAAUAUAUAUUUAUAUAUAUAUGUGUGUAUUCAAAUAAAACAGGUCACAUCACGGAGUUCCUAAUAUAGGCUGACACGCAUUAUGUGUGCAAUGAUCACAGUAGAUCUUCAGCCUUUGUGUUGGGCAUCGAUGUCGCCGCUGUAAGGUGCGCUGCGCUUACAUCGUAUUACUGACUGCGUAAAGAACAGACACUAAAUAUACAAAGAUGAUAUUGUUCCGUAAAUUCAGAGUGUUGAUACUCAUGGUGUUUCUGGUAGCGUGCACCAUGCACAUCAUGAUAGACCUGUUACCAAAACUAGAGAAGCGGGCGGCGGGAGCGGUCAACGGGGACGCCGGCUGUCAGUGCGCUCACCACCCGGGCGAGCAGUCGCAGGGCUGGGGGAAGAAACGCGCGAUGUCCGCGGCGGAAGCUGGCUGGCCUAACAAGCACACGCUGAGAAUCCUGCAGGAUUUCAGCAACGAGCCGAGCUCCAACCUCACAUCGCAUUCGCUGGAAAAGAUCACGGCAGCCGGGGACAGAGCGGAGUCCUCGAGGCGGAUGAGACCGUCAGCGGGGAAGGCGGAAGACCGCAAGCCGCUCAUGGGAGACGCGGGCGGGGGUCGGACAGCCCCUGCCCACGGUGUAUCCCGCCUGUUUGCUCUGUUUGAGCAUCCUUUUUACAAGGUGGACCUUCCUCCCAUCACAAAGGAUGACACUUUGUUCAACGUCAACUCUGACAUCAAGUUGUAUCCCAAAGCAACCGGGAACCAAGAAUGGCACAACGUGGAGGGGAAUGAAGAGGAGGAGGAGUACCAUCCAACGGGAGAGGCAGAAUCUUCCCCUAACUGGUUACGCUUUCACAUCGGCAUCAACCGCUACGAGUUGUACUCCAGACACAGUCUGGCGCUGGACGCCCUCCUGAAGGACCUGGUGACACAGAGAAUCACCAGCGUAGCCAUGAAAUCCGGAGGCACCCAGCUGAAGUUGAUCAUAACAUUCCAGAACUACGGACAAGCUCUGUUCAAGCCCAUGAAGCAGACUCGGGAGCAGGAAACUCCCCCAGAUUUCUUCUACUUCUCCGACUUUGAGAGGCACAACGCUGAGGUUGCCGCUUUUCACUUGGACAGGAUCCUCGACUUCCGGCGAGUGCCCCCCGUGGCAGGCCGACUUGUGAACAUGACGAGGGAGAUCAGGGAUGUGACGCGGGAUAAGAAGCUGUGGAAGACCUUCUUCAUCUCACCAGCCAAUAACAUCUGCUUCUACGGCGAGUGCUCGUACUACUGCUCCACUGAGCAUGCUCUGUGCGGGAAACCGGACCAGAUCGAAGGCUCGCUGGCGGCCUUCCUGCCGGACCUGAGUCUGGCCAAACGCAAGACAUGGAGGAACCCCUGGAGGCGCUCCUACCACAAACGCAAGAAAGCAGAGUGGGAGGUGGACCAAGAUUACUGUGACGAGGUUAAGCUAACUCCUCCGUAUGACCGAGGCACUCGACUGCUGGACGUCAUGGACAUGACCAUCUUUGACUUCUUAAUCGGUAACAUGGAUCGACAUCAUUAUGAAACUUUUGAGAAAUUUGGAAAUGACACCUUCAUUAUUCACCUAGACAAUGGAAGAGGUUUUGGAAAACACUCCCAUGAUGAGCUGUCCAUUCUGGUGCCUGUCAUCCAGUGCUGCAGGGUGAGGAAAUCGACGUACCUGCGUCUCCAGCUGCUGGCCAAAGAGGAGUACCAGCUGAGCUCCCUGAUGGAGGAGUCCCUGAUCCGGGACCGACUGUCCCCGGUCCUCCUCCAGCGCCACCUCCAGGCCAUGGACCGCAGGCUCCGGCGGGUUCUGCAGGUCCUGGCAGGCUGCAUAGAGAAAGAAGGUUACGGUAACGUGGUGGACGAAGAUGUCGUCGGGAACACGGCCACCCACAGGAGCCCAGGCCACAGGUAGUGAGGGCGAGACUCUCAGGUGACCGAACCCACCAUUGACACAUGAACAAUGGACCAUGUCUGUGGCUGUUCGACCAAUGGGAUUACACCAAAAUUCCCACUUCUGAUAUCAAGCUGAAUUCAGUGAAUUCCAAGACUUGCCAUCAUUGCCUCUCUGGGAACUGCUUUUAAGUGUGUUUAUAAAGAAGGAACUGACCACCGAUGCCAUGAAAGACUCACACACAGAGGCUUUGUAUUAAUCAGAUACAGAUGUAUUUUUGUUGUAUUGGGACAGAAAGGAACCGCUGCUGUGUUCGGAUUUUAUCCCGUUUUUAAUAUGGAGGGUAUAAUUUUGUUUGAUGUGUUUUAUUAUAUUAGUACCUAAUCAAAUGAGAACGUACUCUCACAGCAUAUGGCCAGACAAAAAGCUUUACCAGUUAUGACGAUGGAUGACACGGUUUGUAUUUUCUCUUUGUAAAACAUGUCAGUGACCAACCACCGACAACCCGGAGAAUAAGAGGUUCAAAGCAGUGGACUCUGUUCACUAACUUGAUCUGCUUUGUUGUCUUUGCACCGACUCGGAACCGACUGAUUGGAAAUGUUAUCACAUACUUCUGAACAGCAGCGAUCUGAGUGCGAUUAUAUUUGACACUGUAGUUCCAACAGUACGUUCACUUUGCCUUAUUCUGAUUUGUACCACUUUUUAAAAUAUAUUUUUUCCCAUCUCCCCUGCAAGUCCAGCUUGCGCAACAUGCAGCACAACAAUAAAAUAGUAUUUUCCAAACCAAAAAUAAUGCAAAGAGACCAGUGUGCUGGUUCAUGAAAUGGUCAUUUCAUUUCAAUUUAGUACGUUUCUCAAAUGAAGACCUGAAACAUCUCAAGCUGUCUCGUAUUAUAUUGUUUUACAAUGAAUGCAUUGCAAAAUGUUACAAUUUGUAUGUUACAGUUGUUAUGAGAUAUAUUGUCCAAAUGACUAUUUAUUGGUGUGUCACAAAGAAUGAAAGCGGUUUCAUAAGUUGUUAUGUUGCUUUAUAUUUUGAGAUUUAUUUACCUACAAUACCAGAACAUUUUGGAUGCCAUUUCAAUUAUCAUUCCUUCAAAUACUUUUUUUUUGUACACAUGACAACAAAGGUAUUUGAUUUCUGACAUCAGGUGGUGCCAUGCAGUUCCUCCCUCAGAGUGCUGUGCACUGGCUGACCAGGCACCCGUGCAAUGAGAGAAUUACAGUACUUGAAUGUUUUUUGGGUUGGAAGUAUGGACACGAUUCAUAGAGCUACAAAUGGUGUGAAGCCCGCGUGGAUGGACUCAAGUCAAAGAGGUGCUUUGAGGCUGAUACAGGGGCUAUAAAAGCCUUUGGCACUGUUCUUUGAUUUUCACAUUCUCAGUGUACAUUCCCAUAAUUACUUUGAAGAGCUAAAAAGCUGCACAGUGAUUUGCUUCUGUUUUCUGCUUUUGCAUUGUUACUGUGAAGAUCUGUUUACUAAAUGAUUAAAGUGUGCAAUAAAAACAAAAGUGGGGAGGAAUGUC
Pseudoliparis swirei is the source of this 3920-nucleotide messenger RNA. It is a transcript of the gene fam20ca, whose product is annotated as FAM20C golgi associated secretory pathway kinase a. Gene Ontology annotation, cellular component: Golgi apparatus. The coding region runs from base 706 to 2415 and encodes 569 amino acids. The transcript is spliced from 10 exons. The record is from RefSeq and is a predicted model, not a curated record. Gene Ontology annotation, biological process: protein phosphorylation. Lineage: Eukaryota; Metazoa; Chordata; Actinopteri; Perciformes; Liparidae. Gene Ontology annotation, molecular function: protein serine/threonine kinase activity.